This is a messenger RNA of Penaeus indicus, 1570 nucleotides long. RefSeq lists its product as uncharacterized. The transcript has 4 exons. Bases 292 to 768 code for a protein of 158 amino acids. The record is from RefSeq and is a predicted model, not a curated record. Lineage: Eukaryota; Metazoa; Arthropoda; Malacostraca; Decapoda; Penaeidae.
GAUAAUGUGAAGCGAGACGGACAGAGUGAGGAGCGAACGGAGAUCCUGUCGUGCUCAGGAGACAUGCUGCUUGCGUGUCCGGACUCGCCCCUAGUGCUGGAGCAAUCCGCCAGAGGUCUUAAGACACACUCACAGUGUACGUAAGCAGGAACGAUGAAUCCCUCGAGGCGCAGCAUUACCAUGGAUCCACAGCGCUGACGGACCAAGGCUUGUCUAGCGAAACACACCUUGCCAGAGGACCAUGUGUGAUGGCCACACGGUGGUGAUGAAUGCUGUGGUAGUUAGGGAGUGAUGAGUGGACGCUUAGUUCAGCGACUGGCGGAGCUGAACCUUAUCCGUGAUCCGGCCACCGUAGGUACCAAGACCCUCGUCAUCACCAGGCCAAGACAACACCACCCGCAACCAGAAGAUGGCGACACCGACCAAGAAACAGACCGCCUGCUGGGUCAACAGAGGUCAGACGACCCCGGGUUCUACGAUGAAAAGGGUUGGCGACGACCGAAAACCCGAACUGUCAUGCCCCGGGCAGCCAAUCAUAAGGCGAAUGGGGGCGGGGCCACAAGCAACGGCUCCACCCCCUCCACGCCCAUUGGUCAAGGUCACCAAGUUUCAGCCAAUCAGACACCUUCCACGCCGCCGGAUAUGGCGGCCUCAAAUAAGAAUAAGAAUAAAAAGGUGAUAGGAGGUUGCUUACUGUCCCUUAAACACCUUUGCAAUAAUAGAAAAUGCACGCUGCAUGCCCCUUGCUCGAAAAUUGUAGAUGUAUAGUAAAAGAGCCUCAACUUAGCUUCUUUUCUAUUACCACUGUCAGCAUGUGACCCCGACAGUCGUAUCUCUGUCACCGUCUUUUUCCUGCUUGCAGUACGCAGUUCUGCGUUCUGGUUUACCAGAGUUUGUUUUUUUCUCAAAUAGAAAUGACUCGAUUCCUCACAAGCAGUGCGAGAAUCGCAAUUGUAUUUCAUCCACUUGGUCUUCUGUCUCUGUCAAUGCCACCCACUUUACCACAGUAUUAGAUGCCAACCCAAACUACUGAUUCACACCCUAAUGCGACUCCACACUCGAUUGUGAACCCCAGCAUUAAGCUGUAUUUUUGUAACCAUGUUGUUUACCUCACUCCUUGUCGGUCAUUACAAUUCCUGUACAAUUUGUCAUCAUUAGCGCCCUGUUAUUAAACCCUUUCCCCCCAAGACUGCAAUCCUUUAAACUCCAUUAUUACCCUGAGAUCCACACUAUCGUCGUCCAUACUUCCCUAUUUCUUAAAUUCAGCUACCAACUCCAUUCACCCUUCCACUGUUGUCACCACGAGACCUCAAGGUCAGGUACCCCACAGACCCCAGGUUACCCAAAAUAAAUGUUCAACAGAGAACAACCUCUUGGUGAUUAUGGCAAUUGUAUCUUUCAUCAAAUGCCUUUGUAUUUCAUCGUUGUUAUCCCCGACCCCGUAUCCAGUAUCUAGAAUCUGUUUUGGGAUUUGGUACCAGUAAUUGACAGAUAUAUGGGUGAGAGGCUGGACCCUGUUUCUAUAAAUGAGGUUUCAGUGUUCCUUUCCACUAACUCGAGUUUCGAGGUU